Melampsora larici-populina 98AG31 is the source of this 462-nucleotide messenger RNA. RefSeq lists its product as uncharacterized. The coding region runs from base 1 to 462 and encodes 153 amino acids. Lineage: Eukaryota; Fungi; Basidiomycota; Pucciniomycetes; Pucciniales; Melampsoraceae. The record is from RefSeq and is a predicted model, not a curated record. The transcript has 2 exons.
AUGGGUGGUAUCAAGCCUUCAGGAACGUCUGUCAGAAAGAUAGUGACGCGACCUGUAGCCUUUGGUCUGGUUUCUUAUCUUCCGAUUUGGCAGUCUGGAGCUGUGACGAAUGAUAUUAUCGCUCUUUCCCAAUAUGCCUUGAACAUGCAGCAGGAAUGCCUUAUUCAUUGUUGUGAACGUGUUCAAUUUAUGACUAAGAUGUCCUACGACAGUACAACACAAUGUAGUCAUCGACCUCUUUCAAACACUAGACCUGUGAUUACUCUCGGGAUUUUCACCAAGACUACACUCAGAAGACAAUUAGGUCUCAGUAAUAUUUCUGUGACUUGCGGAGGCAUCGCAGUUUGGGCACUCAGAUGUGCGUUGGCCUGUGUCGACCGAUUUGUCGCAUCUAUUGAAAAGAUCAACGCUACACAGAACACAAUCAGGCUUUUAGAUGGCAAACUCCAUUUUAUAAAAUGA